Messenger RNA from Homarus americanus (American lobster), 5958 nucleotides. Its product is annotated as probable inactive protein kinase DDB_G0270444. The record is from RefSeq and is a predicted model, not a curated record. The transcript has 5 exons. Gene Ontology annotation, biological process: actin filament bundle assembly. Gene Ontology annotation, cellular component: actin cytoskeleton; plasma membrane. Bases 394 to 1473 code for a protein of 359 amino acids. NCBI's taxonomy places the organism in Eukaryota, Metazoa, Arthropoda, Malacostraca, Decapoda, Nephropidae. Gene Ontology annotation, molecular function: actin filament binding.
GGUGAACGUUAUCAUUCUGGGCCUGGAUGGUGUAGUGCUAGCACCUACCUCCUCGUCCUUACUGUGCUCUCCAACAUUGUAUAUUAUAGUUUACUGCUCUGUGUAAUAACCCCCAAGAAAGGGUACGUUACCCUUAUAAGUGAUUCUGUUGACCACUGCAGUGAGUACCCAUUGAGCCCAGCAUCCCUACAAUUGAUCAUCCUUUGAACCCUGUAGUGAUCAACUAUUAAGCCCUGCAGUGUUCCUCCAUUGAGCCCUGCGGUUGAUCAUCGACUGAACUCCGCUGGAGUCCAAACCAUCCAGAGGGAUCCCACAGUGUGCUGAAGUGAGCCCAGUUGAGCUUUAAAGUGAACUUGGUUAUCACAAAACCCCUGAUUUCGACAGUGACCAAAUAUGGAAGGUCAUGACAAUGUCGGGGACAUGAAAGGAGACGCCCAGCAGCCGCAGCAAGAGCAGCUCGGGGAAGGUUCAGUCAGUUGCAUUGUUUCCGACCAAUCAAAGUGGGAAGUCCAAGAAGAAAAUACUGAAGAACAGCCGGCUGAAGAACAGGUAAACCAAGAACAGCAAGCUGAAGAACAGGUAAACCAAGAACACCAAGCUGAAGAACAGGAAACUGAAGUUGUGCAAGUUAAAGAAGAGGUAGAGGUCAAAGAUCAGGUACAUAAUAAAGAGGAAGUUAAUCAGGCUGAUCAAGAAGUUGAAGAACAAACAAGUGAAGGAAAGGAAGUUGCAGAACAGGUAGACGAAAGAGAGGAGGUUGAAGAAGUUGACCAAGGAGAGGAAUUAAUAGAAGAGGUUGAUGAAGGAGAGGAAGUUGAAGUGAUAGAAGAAAGCGAGUUAGAUACAGAAGAUUUAAACCAAAUAGAGGAAGAUCAAGAGGAGACUGAAAAAGAAGUCAACCAUAAUAUCAAGGAUGUGGUAGAAGAGGAGGGUAAACAAAAAGAAACUGAAGAAAGGUAUAAAAAUUGGGAGAGAAAAGAACAAGCAGAGCAAAAACAGAACAUCAAGCAAGUGAUACCAGCAUACAGCACAGAGGGUAUUAACGACGCCAAACAAAAGUGGAAGGCUCUUGAAAAACAGGAGGAUCAGUCUGAAGUAGACAAUAAUAAGAAUUACAAGAUAAAGAUAGGGCAGAAGCCAAAGGAUAUAGAGAGAGAACCAAAUACAGCAAGAGCCAUGGCUGAUGCUACAAAGACCAGUCGAUUUGGUGGUACCAGUGAAAAAUGUGCACAGUGCAACCGUACUGUAUAUGCUAUGGAGAAGAUGGAGGUAGCGGGACGUUUGAUGCACAAAACGUGCUUUAGGUGCUGCAAGUGUAACUCUCCACUCAGUGUCGGAAGGUUUUCUGUUGGUGGUGGGCACUUGUACUGCUUAACACACUACAAGCAAGCAUUUAGAGAGAAGGGAACAUAUGAUGUCUUCACCCCAGACAACCCCUGCAAAGGAAAAUGGCAACCCAAGGCUCAAGAAUAAUAACUAGUAUCAGGAAAUCUUAGGGGACCAGGUCAAGGAAAUCUAGUUUGUCAGUGAGUACAGUAUACUGUAUUUUUAGAUCUUGCUGAAAUUUUUUUUUAAACAUUGCCCCUGGUAGUUUCCCUUUGAUUAUGUAUAAUUACAUUAGUUUUACAUAGAUUUGAGGCAAGACAUUGUUGAUUAUAAUUAUUAAAUAUGCAUAAAAAGUGUGUAAGUGAAUUUCAUAAACGUUGACAAGCUCUCUUGAGCUCCAUCCUUCAGCUUGUAGUUGGAUGUUUUAUGAUAUCCUCAUUAAAAUGUAUAUUAUUAUUCAUAUCUGUAUUUUUUAUACAUAUUUAAUUACAUUUAUAAGUUUUCUAUUUGAAAUAGAAAAUUGAUUGUAAUACAUCUUUACAAACUUCUGUAAGCACUCAGAAAUACGGGUAUUUUCCCACUGAGUCCUUUGAUUAGAUCGUAAUCAAGGCAUUUGUUAUGCUUGAUGAAUAGAAUAUGGAUUUUUGUAUAUACAUGUAAUUUCUGUAUAGAUUGAACUUGUUAAUCUAACAAGCAAUAAGCCAUUCUCCAUGCUUUCUCAGUAACAUUAGUGUGUUGUCAGCCAAAAAUUACACAAUGAAAUUUAGUCCAUAUUCUGUUACUUAUAAUGUAUAUAAAUGUGACUUGGUUCAAAAGACUGUUUUAAAGCAAUACCAAAUUGACUGAGGUUUUAGAAAAAACAGAGUGGAUUUAUUUUGUGACAACUGCAUCUUAGUCACACAGCACACUUAAAUAUAAUAGAUUACAUAAUUUAUUGUUUUCUUUGUUUUGCCCCUAAUGAACCUUGGUAUGAGUUUCUCCUAAACAAAUCCUUAUUAUGCCUUUAUAGUAAUAAAAAUUUUGUCUAAAAAAAAUAUUUUUGGAUAUGUCUUGUGGCCUUAAAAUAGAUAUUAAUGUAUUAAUAACUUCUCUAAAUAAAAUAUUCUAGUCUUCCUUCUAGAAUUUUGCCUUUACAUAUGUAUUUUUAACUUAGUUAUUUAUGCUAUACAGUACUGUACUCUACUGUACAGUACAGUAUAUUUACUUUAAUAAUUGUUGAAGAUCAUUGGUAACUAAUGAUAAAUUGCAGUACAUGUAUGUCAAAGGCAUCAUAUGUGGAGGAUUUUGGAUGUAACUUUUUAAAAAUCUUUGAGCAAGAAUCUGAUUUCAUGUUUUCAUUAAAUAUUUUGAAGUUAUAUCAAUUAAAGUUAGCCUUUUAAGAAUGGGCUUUGAAGUUACCACUUGACCUUUGGUAGGCUUCUUUAAUUUUUUCUCUGUUUUUAUAACUGGUAUAUCUUACACUUUAUGGAGACUAGAGCAUCAGAAUUUAUUAUACAUGAAGUUUAUUGCAUAACUUAAAAAUUAAUACUUUUUGAAAAAUUUUCAUGUUUCCCAUAAACAUUUACAAUUCAUUCAGUUAUGUAGUUUAAUGCAAUACACUACAUACUUCUUUAUAUUCACCAGUAUUGUAACAUAAAAUUAGAUGACAGUUGAGAAAAAAAAGUAAUUGAAUAUGGUACAAGCUGUCAUAGAUAUUUUGUGCAUUUCUACAUAAAAUCCUAAUGGUCACUUUUAUGUCAAAUGAUAUUCAGUGUUCUUAUGGUAUGAUCUUGUUGGAGUGAUUGACUUCUUUGUCUUUUACUUUGAUAUUGAUAUUGAUUACUGUACUAAAGAUUAUUUUUCUUGUACAGUAUUAUCAUAUAUUUCCUUAUCUUUUCAAAGUCAUGUCAUCUAUAUUUUUAUUCAUGAAAUUUACAGCACAGGUACUAUAUAUACAUUAUCAGGGCACAUACAGUAUAUAAAGCCUCUUAAAUCUUGACUAAGCUCUCCAGAUGAUUUGAGAAUUAUCUGGACCAUAAUUGGCUUCAUGGAUCUUGAGAAUUUUGGUACCACGAAUCUUAACAUUAGUUACAUAAAUUAUUCUGCCUUUGGCAACUCCCAGUAAUAUGUCAGAUCAUAAGCUUUGCAAGUACAGUACAGGUACUGUAUAUUAUGUACAAUUUAUUUUGGGGUUUUCCAGUUCUUAGUGUUUGUUUGAAGCCUUAUUUUGUGUACAGGUAUUUCAUCUUUUAAUUGCACAAGUGCUCUUUAAGAUAUGGCAUCUUAUUAAACUUCUUGGUAAAGAAUUUUAUUUUUUGAGAUGUAGUAUCAUUGUCUCCACUAGUCAAGUUUACUUUUAUACAGUAAUUCAAUUGAAAUGGAGAUCAACUUUGUUGAUUAAUUUUUUUUCAAUUAAUCUGCAUAGAAAAAGCACAGAUAUUGAAUAAGUGGAAAAAUGACAUUACUGUAUAUGCAUUCUGGCUUGUGGUUAGUCAUGUUGUGCCUAGCUGUGCUCUGAUAACUUUCAGGCCUAUACAUGUACUUGGAGUACCUUAUAAGUCUGCCUUGAAGCUUUGUAUUUAGAUAUUGUAGUAAAAUUUAGAUUAUUUCUACUCUAACAUAUGAAAUAUUUUAAUAUUAGCUUUUUCUAAAAUUUAUGAAUAUGCAUGGCUUCAUUUUGGAGGUCUUUGAUUUAUGUUUGGCAGUUUCUCAUAACCAAAUGUGUCUGUGCACCAGUUAAUUGGGAAUUAAGAGUUUUUAUUGUACUGUAUAUGUAUAUACACUGGUAAUGUGUGUGUAUAGAUACAGUAGGUAAGAUUUGAUUGUCAACUGAAUACCUUCUCAUGGUACUGUGAGUUUGCCGAAUUCAAUGGCAUUCAAAAUUUUUAUUUUAUUAUUCUUUUUAUUUUUUAUAAUAUUCACAUUGCUUAUGGUAUGACUGAGUGGCCAGCAAUCUGCUUAGACUUUAUUCAGAACAUAAGCAAUAUUUCAUGGCAACAAAAUAGGCAUUUACAGAAGUGUGCAAACUGGAUAUUGGAUAAGAAACUGUUGUAUGGUAUAACAAUGGGCGGUAUGUGGAAUAUGUACAAAAAUAUGGUGUUUUGUACUACAGUGUAAUUAGAUCCUUUAUAAAAUAUAAUUUGUAAGCUCAAAUGUAUGGUGUUCCUGUAUUGUCACAUGCAGGUGUGUAAUACUAGUUAAAGCAUUCAUGUCUUUGAAAAUAUAAUUAGGUAUAGUAUCAAAACAUGCAGUACCUGUACAGAAAAAUUAAUCUUUACUAAAUGAUGUAGGUAAGGAAAAAUGCUAUAUCUUUAGUAUAUUUGUGUAGAGUAUUUUAAAAGUUGUUGCUAAGUACUGUAUCUUGAAGUGCAGACAAAAACAACAUUGUUCUACAUUUUAUGGAAGUAGUAAUGAGACUUGUAGAACUGUACAUUUAUUAGGUCCUACACUGUUCUUACAGUUAACACGUACCCUUCAUAAAAGAAACCAGUGCUGUAGUGUAUGUGUAUCAUUGUAAUUUGUCAUAGCACCUUGCAUAUUAUGUUAAACUGGUUGUAGGUUAGUGGUAUUGAUUGUAAAAAAAAUACUAUUGUACAGAUUGAAUAAAUACCCUGUGCCUGCAUUUCAAUGCAGAGGAACUAGUGCAUUCUACUUGUAUGCAUUUUUUUUACCGUAUUUUACGAUUUUACGGCUUACAAGGCACUUUUUUUUUCUGGAAAAAAAAAGCAUGCAUCCUAUUGUAUAUGUGAAGUUGUGGCCUACCGUAGGCUAAUUACAAAUAUUUUAAUUCUUACUUAAACACAUUACCUGUGUUAUUACUUUUAGUUAAUAAAAAAAAAUAUUGUAAAUAUAAAAGCGGGAUUUAUAACUGUACUGAUGAUGAUAACCCAAAAUGUUUAGUGUCCGUAUAACAGGCACCCAACUUUUCAGAGCUAAGCAGUAACCAUUUUUGAUCUCUUACAAAUGUUACUAUCUAUUAAUGUCAUACCUGCAACAUAUAUCUUUAAAUCAACAAAUAUCUGAUACAAAUGAAAAUUUACAGAUUAAUUUCUUUUCACUUAUCAUAAGAUCAAAAACAUAAAAGGGGAAUAAACUUCUUCAUUUGUUUAGAAGAGGGCAGGGGGGGGGGGUUCUCAGCUGUUUUGAGCUGUCUCCUGUGUGUAGUGGAACUAUUUUUAUUUAUUCCUCAAAUUUACUGGUAUUGUACUGUAUAUAUUAUUUUAAGAAAACUGGCUACAGGAGGAAAAUUCAUGCAAGUUUUUUCCUAAAUAUUUCCUGGUGUAAUGAGGGUGCGUCUUAUAUGCCGUAAAAUAUGAUACUGUAUAGAAUUUGACAAUACUGCUUCUAGCCUGUCAUUUUUCCACAUAGGUAUAUGGAACAACAAUUUGCCUAUAAAAUUUCAGAUACUGUACUGUAAUAGAUUCUUUGUUAGAUAAAUUAGAGGAGGUCAGGUAACCUGGAUACUUUAAAUACUUUUGAAAUACUGUAGUGAAUGCUUUAUGGACCCUAUUUUGCUGUUUGAAUACUAAGAGAUUGUCUACUGUGGACAGAGUGGAAAUGUGUAGAUUAUGUACUAACAUACAUUUUCAAAAAAACAUUGAGACCUUUUCUAUUGAAAAAUUAAAGGAUUUGUAUAAAUUAUAAGUAGAUUCA